This is a messenger RNA of Thrips palmi, 729 nucleotides long. RefSeq names its product SUMO-conjugating enzyme UBC9-like. The record is from RefSeq and is a predicted model, not a curated record. The coding region runs from base 124 to 729 and encodes 201 amino acids. NCBI's taxonomy places the organism in Eukaryota, Metazoa, Arthropoda, Insecta, Thysanoptera, Thripidae. The transcript is spliced from 6 exons.
CUUGUUGUUGUCCGAGCCUUUCCUUGUCCUGUGGUCUCGUCGUUACUCGUCGUGGUUCGUGGUUCAUCCAAAACCAAAGAAGAUCUUCUGUCUCUAUUUCGCUCUUAAAGAACCACCUUCAAAAUGGCCAAUAGGCGGUCUUUGAGAAUCAUGAAGGACCUGUCCGACUUCGAGGGGAAGACUGUCGGCAUCAAUUUACUAGAACAUGACGACGAAACCAUGUCGAUGAUUCUGGUCUGCUUCGAAGGGGUGGCGGACACCCCUUUUCAAGGGGGCACCUUCUUCGUGGAGCUACAUCUACCCCCUGAAUUCCCCUGGAAAGGCCCUCAGGUCGUUCUACGCACUCCUGUCUGGCACCCCAACGUGUCGCGUGAUGAGGGAAACGUUUGCAUGGACAUACUAAGUUCCAAAUGGAAGGCAGGAACAUCUCUAUUGGAAUGCGUGGAGGCAGUCCGUUCCUUGUUAAACGACCCUAAUCCUGAUUCACCACUAAACAGCUACGCUGCUGACUUAUUGCGUGAGCAUCCGCAGACAUAUCAGUUGAAUGCGGCUUUGUGGAGCCGUGUCUAUGCUGGUGGCAACCAACCUGCGGAAGAACUGCAAGAGAAAUUAAACUUUCUCCUGUCCAAAAAUAUUUCUAAGAAGCGAGCUCUCAUUGAGGGGGCCUUUUAUGCCUGGGAUAUCUCCAGAAUAAAGUCAAGAGAGUUUACUACUCUUCUUGUCUCCUAA